Molecule: messenger RNA, 591 nt
Organism: Amaranthus tricolor (Joseph's coat)
Lineage: Eukaryota; Viridiplantae; Streptophyta; Magnoliopsida; Caryophyllales; Amaranthaceae
Exons: 2
Coding region: 1-591 (196 amino acids)
Source: RefSeq, a predicted model, not a curated record
AUGAGGUUAAGAAAGAGGUUAUUAUCGCCAUCUCUUGAAAAUGGUUUACCUUUCAGAGGACGCAAAGGGAAUAAAACAUGGAAUAUUUUGGCUUCAUGUUCGUUUGAUAGACUUUUCACAUUUGUCAAUGUGGGGUUCGAAGGAAAAUACUAUUUGGUCGAUUCCGGAUGUCCUAACACUCUUGGAUACCUCAGUCCAAUAAAACAUGAUGAUAUUAGAUAUCAAAUGCCUCAGUUUCGUGUUAGUCCACCUCCUACAGGGAUGCUUGAACAUUUUAAUUAUAGACAGUCAUCCUUGCGUACGACAAUUGAGAGAUGCUUUGGAAUGCUAAAAAAUCAAUGGAAGAUAUUGAAAAAUAUGCCUAGUAUGAAGAUCAAAUAUCAAUUGGCUAUUAUGGUGUCAACAUUUACGCUUCAUAAUUUUAUUCGCCUACAUCAAUUAGGUAUCCAAAUAUCAAGUGGGGUUAACAUUGAACCAAGAAGUGAUACCAACAUGUUUCACACAGAGCGCAAGAAUGAAAUGGAUAGAAUCCAACUAAAUAUAGCCAACGAUAUUUGGGCAUCAAUUCAAAGAGAAGCAGAAACAUCGUAG